Molecule: messenger RNA, 7066 nt
Organism: Petromyzon marinus (sea lamprey)
Lineage: Eukaryota; Metazoa; Chordata; Hyperoartia; Petromyzontiformes; Petromyzontidae
Product: collagen alpha-1(XI) chain-like
Cellular component (GO): extracellular matrix
Molecular function (GO): extracellular matrix structural constituent
Source: RefSeq, a predicted model, not a curated record
GUGAGUGGAUAGUCACUACCGACUUGUAAGUGGGUUGGGUGGGUGGCUCUCUCUCUCUCUCUCCCUCUCUCUGGCCAUUGAGAGGGAAAAGCGACCUGGCAGUCAUUGGUCUUGCACUGCAACCCACACGACCGGUAACAAGUGGCGAACAUUCCCCGGCUGGGUGCAGAACCGACACGCGGAUAAACAUUGGCUUUCAAAUAACCCAGUCCCCAUCAGGUCCCGUCUGCGGAGCUUCAUAUGAAACGUGUAGACCAAUGCAGCCUUUAAAGUUCCACUAACGGUGAUUUAGCUGUUAUUUGUUGUUGUGUCGGCAAGCCAGUAAGUGAGCAAGCCGACACGCCAGACGAUCCACGUGCAAGAUUUCACAAAGCAGAAACAUAGGUGCGCACGGCAGGGCAACGUUUGCGUUAUCACAGCGAGUAUGGGCUGGCACGCGACAGUGAAGUGGAAGACUAAAAGAUGGGACUCGGCUUUGAGUUUGAUCUCGGCGAUGUGCGUCCUGCAACACGCGUGGCCGGCACAUGCAGCGGACACGGUGGACGUGCUGCGAGUGCUGGAUCUGCACAACGCCCAGGAGGGAGUCGCCAAAACAGCGGGGCUCUGCACAAGCCGCCCGCGCUCCGAGCGGGGAGACGUCGCCUUCCGCAUCGCCAAGAUGGCCCAGAUCAGCGCGCCCACCCGACAGCUCUUCCCAGACGGCCAGUUUCCCCAAGACUUCUCCAUCCUGGCCACGGUAAAGCCCAGGAAGGGUCUGCAGGCCUUCCUGAUGUCCGUCUACAACGAGCAGGGCAUGCAACAGCUGGGCUUCGAGGUCGGACGCUCUCCCGUCUUUCUGUAUGAGGACCACACGGGAAAGCCCGUUCCAGAGGAAUACCCACUCUUCAAGGGCAUCAAUCUCGCCGACGGAAAGUGGCACCGCGUCGCUCUGAGCGUGGAAGGGAAGAGCGUCACGCUCAUCCUGGACUGCAAGCGCAAGAUGACACGGCCACUCCCGCGGAGCGACAACCCCGUCAUCGACGUCAACGGCAUCACCGUGUUCGGGACGCGCCUUGCCGACGACGAGGUCUUCGAGGGAGACAUCCAACAGCUGCUGUUUGUGGCCGACCCACGCGCCGCCUUCGACUACUGUAGUCACUACAGCCCGGACUGCGACCAGCCCCUGCCAGAGCUGCCCCAGUCCCAGGAUCCAGACCUUGACGAGUACAGCGAUGGAGGGUCGCCCGCCUAUGACUAUGAUUACACACACUCGCUCAAUAACCACACCGGGUUUGGGCCGCCGGAGGGCCUACAACCUACGGCAGGCAGCCCAAGCGGGCCUGGACAGGAGCCCACCGGCGCGGAGGCGGAAGGCCCGAGCGAGGGCGAGAAGGAGGACCCCUCGAAGUACUACACGAUGACGGACUAUGACAACACCCUGACCGAGGACGUGGUGCCGGAGAGCCCCGAGCCCUCCGUGUCAACGGUCUACGCCGUGGACAGCAACUUCACAGAGGGCGACAAUGACGAGUUCACUGAAGAGUACGUGACGGGCGAGGACAACUUCCUGGACAAGGAGACGCAGGACUACGGGGACAAGGAGUACCUGGACUACGAUUAUGAGGACAAGUCGGCAGCCGGGGCGGCCGGGGGGGCCGGGUCGGAAGAGCGCGGCGAGGGGGAGAGAGAGGGAGCGCAGAGCCGAGAAUACGGCCCAGCCCUUUCCGGAGACGCCAACUCAGGGGGCGGUGGAAUCAAGGGUGAGAAGGGAGAGAAAGGCGAGCCUGCCAUCAUUGAGCCAGGCAUGUUGCUGAUGGGGCCCCCCGGCUACGAAGGCCCUGCCGGACCGGCCGGCCCACCUGGGCUUCAAGGACCUUCAGGCCCCAGAGGCGACCCCGGUGAAAGGGGGCCCUCUGGUCGACCAGGUCUGCCGGGAGCUGACGGGUUACCUGGGCCCCCUGGAACGAUGCUCAUGCUGCCCUUUCGUUUUGGCAGCGACCCAGAUGGCAAAGGGCCGGCUGUCUCAGCCCAAGAAGCUCAAGCCCAGGCGAUCUUGCAGCAGGCACGGCUUGCCAUGCGUGGCUCUCCUGGUCCAAUGGGCUUGACGGGAAGGACAGGCCCUGUGGGUUUGCCAGGUGGGUCGGGAUUGAAGGGAGAAGCUGGAGAUCAUGGACCUCAGGGCCCAAGAGGAUCACAGGGUUCACCAGGACCUGCAGGAAAAGCUGGAAAGAGGGGCCGAGCAGGUGCUGAUGGAUCAAGAGGCCUUCCUGGAGAAAAUGGCAUUAAGGGCGACCGAGGAUUCGAUGGCCUGCCCGGGCUUCCUGGAGAAAAGGGCAACCGAGGAGACGUGGGCCCACCCGGACCUCUGGGAAUAGCUGGAGAGGAUGGCGAGAAGGGCUCGGAUGGUGAAGUUGGACCACGAGGGAUGCCAGGGGAACCUGGACCGCGGGGUCUGUUAGGACCCAGGGGACCUCCAGGGGUGUCGGGGUUGCCCGGUCCCCGUGGGACUGACGGCCCUCCAGGAGCGAAAGGAAAUUUGGGUCCACAGGGUGAACCUGGGCCCAAUGGACAGCAAGGGAACCCAGGUACCCAGGGCUUGCCUGGGCCACAAGGCCCUAUCGGACCUCCGGGAGAAAAAGGCCCACAGGGCAAGCCAGGACUAUCGGGUCUCCCUGGGGCUGACGGACCUCCGGGUCACCCAGGGAAAGAAGGCCAGCCCGGCGAGAAGGGAACUCCGGGUCCUGCCGGUCCUCAGGGUCCAAUAGGCUAUCCCGGUCCGCGAGGUUCAAAGGGUGCGGACGGCUCGCGUGGACUCAAAGGAGGCAAAGGCGAAAAGGGAGAAGAUGGAUUCCCAGGAUUUAAAGGGGACAUUGGGAUUAAAGGUGACAGGGGCGAGAACGGACCAGCGGGCCCUCGCGGAGAAGAUGGGCCAGAGGGCCCCAAGGGGCGCAUUGGGCCCACGGGAGACCAUGGGCCCGGGGGCCCAUCUGGCGAGAAGGGUAAGCUUGGAGUACCCGGAUUACCAGGCUAUCCUGGCAGGCAAGGGCCAAAGGGCUCCACCGGUUUCCCAGGAUUCCCUGGGGCGAACGGAGAGAAGGGUGCCAGGGGCCCAGCAGGAAAACUAGGACUGGGUGGACAACGAGGACCUGGAGGACCCAGGGGUGAGAGAGGACAAAGAGGACCGACGGGGAAGGCCGGCCCCAAGGGCAGCUCUGGUGGAGAUGGACCACCAGGACCACCUGGUGAGAGGGGUUUACAAGGAGCACAAGGACCUAAUGGAUUCCUUGGACCUAAAGGACCAGCCGGUCCUUCUGGCAAAGACGGCUUGCCGGGACAUCCUGGUCAAAGAGGAGAAACUGGCUUUCAAGGGAAGACCGGCCCUCCCGGGCCAGCCGGCGUUGUGGGACCUCAGGGCCCCACGGGCGAGACGGGGCCCGUGGGGGAGCGAGGGCACCCAGGGUCUCCAGGACCACCCGGUGAACAGGGUUUGCCUGGGUCAGCCGGCAAAGAAGGAGCAAAGGGAGACCCUGGACCUGCAGGCUCGGCGGGCAAAGAUGGUCCUCCUGGUCUGCGUGGAUUCCCCGGAGAGAGAGGCAUGCCAGGACCAGCCGGAGCAGCCGGCUUGAAAGGCAACGAAGGGCCGGCUGGUGUCCCUGGCCCAGCGGGUUCGCCAGGCGAGAGAGGAAUCCAGGGGACGGCCGGUCCUGUCGGAUUGCCUGGAAGACCGGGUCCACAAGGGCCCCCUGGCGCGGCUGGGGAAAAGGGUGCCCCUGGCGAGAAAGGAGUGCAGGGUCCGUCGGGCCGAGAUGGCAUCCAAGGGCCCGUGGGAUUACCUGGGCCAGGUGGGCCCCCAGGUGCUCCCGGAGAGGAUGGUGACAAGGGUGAAGGUGGCCUGCCUGGUCAGAAGGGCAGCAAAGGUGACAAGGGAGAACAUGGUCCAUCAGGGCCCCCUGGACCACAGGGUCCCAUCGGACAGCCAGGCCCUCCUGGUGCCGAUGGUGAGCCUGGGCCACGUGGGCAGCAGGGCAUGUAUGGACCCAAGGGCGACGAUGGGACGCGCGGCUUCCCCGGAUCCAGCGGCCCCAUCGGCCUGCAGGGUCUGCCCGGCACUCCUGGAGAGAAAGGUGAAACGGGAGAUGGUGGCCCCAUGGGUCCACCAGGUCCUCCAGGGCCCAGAGGUCCUCCUGGCGCAAGCGGCGCCGAUGGCCCACAAGGUUCUCCUGGAUCGAUCGGCUCGCUUGGCGCGGUCGGAGAAAAGGGCGACUCUGGAGAGGCAGGCGACCCUGGGUUUCCCGGAGAGCCAGGCCCUGGGGGCCCGAAAGGAGAGCACGGGGAGAAGGGAGAGUCGGGGCCUCCAGGAACGGCCGGCCCUGCCGGUGCCAAGGGACCCGUGGGAGAAGAUGGACCAAAGGGAAACCCUGGCCCUGUUGGAUUUCCUGGUGACCCAGGACCUCCCGGCGAGGCUGGUCCAUCCGGCCAGGACGGAUCUCCCGGUGACAAAGGUGAAGAUGGGGAAGCUGGAACAGCUGGAUCGCCUGGACCAGUUGGUGAAGUUGGACCCCCAGGACCACCAGGAAAGAGGGGGCAAGCUGGACAACGAGGACCGGAAGGAAGACAAGGAGAGAAGGGAGCAAAGGGCGACCACGGGAUGGAAGGGCCAGCCGGAAAAACAGGCCCAGUCGGUGCCCAAGGGCUUCCGGGAAAACCUGGAUCGGAGGGACUGCGCGGCAUCCCAGGGUCUGUGGGUGAUCAAGGUAUGCCAGGAUCUCCUGGGGAGGUUGGCCCUCCUGGACCCAUGGGACCUCCAGGUUUACCUGGGUUGAAGGGAGAUCCUGGUCCGAAAGGAGACAAGGGCCACCCGGGCCUCAUUGGCCUGAUCGGGCCUCCUGGAGAGCAGGGAGAAAAGGGGGACCGUGGCCUCCCAGGCCCCCCGGGAUCCUUCGGGCCAAAGGGUGACCAAGGCAUCAAUGGGCCGUCUGGCCCUUAUGGACCAGCUGGUCCUCCUGGUCUCCCAGGUCCCCAAGGCCCCAAGGGAUCAAAAGGUUCCAUGGGCCCUGGAGGACCCAAGGGAGAUAUGGGACCCCCAGGCACCCCUGGCCCUCCUGGCCCUCCGGGCGACGUCAUCCAGCCCUUUCCGAUUCAAACGCCGCGGAAGAGCCGGCGGCAGAUCGACGGCAUGCAGGCGGACGAGGGGGAAAACGCCGUGGACUACCCGGACGGCAUGGAGGAGAUCUUCGGCUCCAUCAGCUCGCUCAAGCGGGAGAUCGAGCUCAUCAAGCACCCGACGGGCGCGCAGAGCAGCCCGGGCCGCACCUGCAAGGACCUGCAGCUCAGCCAACAUGACCUCCCCGAUGGUGAAUACUACAUCGACCCCAAUCAGGGCUGCAGUGCAGACUCGUUCCGCGUUUACUGCAACUUCACGGCCGGCGGAGAGACCUGCAUCUACCCUGACAAGAAAUCAGAGGGGGCCCGAUUAUCGGCCUGGUCCAAGGAGACGCCGGGGACCUGGUACAGCGAAUACAAACGCGGCAAGCAGUUCUCCUACGUCGACCUGGACGGGCAGGGGAUCGGCACAGUGCAGAUGACCUUCCUGCGGCUGCUGAGCUCGGCGGCGCGCCAGAACUUCACGUACAACUGCCACCACUCGGUGGGCUGGCUGGACGAGGCAGAGGGCAGCUACGCCCGUGCGCUGCGCUUCAUGGGAGCGAACGAGCAGGAGAUGGAGCGAGGCGGAUCGCCGCACAUCCGCACACUUUACGACGGGUGCUCGAUGAGGAGAGGUUACGAGAAGACCGUACUUGAAAUUCACACGCACAAGGUGCAGCAGAUGCCAAUUGUGGACGUCCUGGUGAGUGACUUUGGGGAUCCCCACCAGAAGUUUGGCUUUGAGGUGGGCCCAGUCUGCUUCAAGGGCUGAGGUGACCCACCCACCUGCUCCUUAGCAAGCGCCGAACACACUGAACUGUUGACCCACCAGCGACAGAAAGAUUCCAAAAAAAAAACAAAAAACUAACGAGCAAAUAUAAAAAUGUCGUUGUGCGCUGUCAUCUCUCGAGGUCGAAGGGGCGAAGCAGCCGUGUGGCUUUACACUGCAGGUCGUGUCGUGGUGAGGCGGUUUCAGAGAUUAACAAAACGGUGAGCGCAAGUGAUUGACCACAACUGUGGGCUCUUUGUAGUGAAUUAAAUAGUGGCUCCGAUAAAUACGUACAAAAAUAAUCCUGUGAACAGUUCCCAUGACAUGCGUCUGUUUUGUUGCUGGAAUUAGCACAGAGUGAUAUUUUCUUUUCAAAAGAUGUUACAAGUAAAAUCAGGCUCAACUAAAAUUGCUAGGGCACGUUAAAUGGACCUACCUUUGACAUUCCAAAGUUAAAAUAAAAUCCCGAAUCACGAACAGCUUCCCUGAAAGGUGACGAUUUUGGUGUCUCUCCAAAAGGCAUAUUAGCCAUAAGCAGGAAGGAGAAUAGUCAUUGUGACGUUGGGAAAUACAUUACAAUGUUCUGGUCAUUUUUUAUGUUUUCGGUCUGUGAAACUUGUUGGUGCUUCAGUCUGUUGGGCCAUGAGCUGUGGGAUGUGAUGUUGAGCAAGCGUUGCGGUAUUUGAGCAACGUGGAAGCUGCGUUGUGUAAAUGCCUCCCCCCCAACGUUAAAGGUCUCUAUGACGGCCACAUAGUCAGUGCCACAGUUCAAUCGAACCGCUGAAAUAUUCGAUUUUUAUUAAAGCGUCCGAGCCUAAUACAGUACGCAUUUUUCUGGAAUGAUUUUUUUAAUUUUAUUCUUAAAGUAGCUGAUAUUGCAGUUUAUAUAUCGCUUCAGUACACUUUGAAAGACAUAAUCUGUAAUGUAAUCUAAACGGCUGUUACACCAGUUUGAAACCGAAUGACAAAGCUAUAAAAACUUAUUGGAGGGAGAGCUUUGCAAUAAAGCAGGCAUCGUUUGACAUGGCACAAUAGUUAUUGCUAUGCAAGCUGGGUGAAACUAAUAUUUUUCUCACAAUGUGGUGAUCUGAUGUAUUAUAGAGCACAGUUUAGUGUGCAUGGCAUUUUAAAGACGAUAUAUAAUUUCUGUAAGAAGAUUAACAUACCAUUUAA